Molecule: messenger RNA, 5535 nt
Organism: Manis javanica (Malayan pangolin)
Lineage: Eukaryota; Metazoa; Chordata; Mammalia; Pholidota; Manidae
Gene: SNX30
Product: sorting nexin family member 30
Biological process (GO): piecemeal microautophagy of the nucleus; reticulophagy; endocytic recycling
Cellular component (GO): phagophore assembly site; cytoplasm; early endosome
Molecular function (GO): phosphatidylinositol binding; protein binding
Source: RefSeq, a predicted model, not a curated record
AGCGGACCCGCGGCCGGCUCGGGCGCGGAGCAGCCCAGCCCAGUGCGGGCAGAGACCAGCCGGCCGGAGGCAGUGGCGGCGGUGGUUCCCAGUCCGGCCGGUGCCGGGCCUCCGACCGAGCCGCGGCCGAGCGGGGCCUCGGUCCGGGCGCUGGGGUGACCCGCAGAGGCGGACAUCUGGAGGAAGCGGCGGCAGCGCGUGCCGAGCGGGGCGCGCCAUGUCGGGAGGGCCCCCCAAGGCCCUGCCGUCCACGGGGCCCCACUCCCUGCUUGACAUGCCGCACCCGCUGGCGGGCUCCAGCAGCGAGGAGGCCGUGGGCGGCGACAGCACUCCGAGCCCGGACCUGCUGAUGGCCCGCAGCUUCGGCGACAAGGAUCUCAUUUUGCCCAAUGGUGGUACUCCGGCAGGUACUUCGAGUCCAGCUUCUUCAUCCUCCCUGCUCAACAGACUUCAGCUUGACGAUGACAUUGACGGUGAGACCAGAGAUCUCUUUGUCACAGUCGAUGACCCCAAGAAGCAUGUGUGUGCGAUGGAGACCUAUAUUACGUAUAGGAUCACCACCAAAAGUACUCGGGUGGAGUUUGACCUGCCAGAAUAUUCUGUCCGUCGAAGAUACCAGGAUUUUGACUGGUUGAGGAACAAACUGGAAGAAUCCCAGCCCACUCAUCUUAUUCCCCCGCUUCCUGAGAAGUUCGUGGUGAAAGGUGUUGUGGAUCGUUUUUCAGAAGAGUUUGUGGAGACCAGAAGAAAAGCUCUGGAUAAAUUCCUGAAAAGAAUUACAGAUCAUCCUGUGCUCUCUUUCAAUGAACACUUCAGUAUUUUUCUCACUGCUAAGGACCUGAACGCCUACAAGAAGCAAGGGAUCACGUUGCUGACUAGGGUGGGCGAGUCGGUCAAGCAUGUCACCGGAGGCUACAAGCUGAGGAGUCGACCUCUGGAGUUCGCAGCCAUUGGUGACUACUUGGAUACAUUUGCUCUCAAACUUGGAACCAUUGAUCGAAUAGCCCAGCGGAUCAUCAAAGAAGAAAUAGAGUACCUUGUAGAGCUGAGAGAAUAUGGGCCAGUGUACUCCACAUGGAGUGCCUUGGAGGGGGAGCUGGCUGAACCCCUGGAGGGUGUGUCAGCUUGCAUUGGCAACUGCUCUACAGCCUUGGAAGAACUGACGGAUGACAUGACAGAAGACUUUCUACCUGUGCUCAGGGAAUAUAUUUUAUACUCUGACUCCAUGAAGAGCGUACUGAAGAAGAGGGACCAAGUGCAAGCCGAGUACGAAGCCAAGCUGGAAGCUGUGGCUCUGAGAAAGGAAGACCGCCCCAAGGUGCCAGCAGACGUUGAGAAGUGUCAGGAUCGGAUGGAGUGUUUCAAUGCUGAUCUGAAAGCUGACAUGGAGAGGUGGCAGGACAACAAGAGGCAGGACUUCCGGCAGCUGCUCAUGGGAAUGGCUGACAAGAACAUCCAGUAUUAUGAGAAGUGCCUCAUGGCGUGGGAGUCGAUUAUUCCGCUCCUGCAGGAGAAACAAGAAGCCAAGUGAGUUCCUUCCUGGGACAGAGACUUCUACCUGCACAGGGCCUGGCACCCGAUUCCAGAAUGUUCCUGCAGGGCCAGAGAAGCAGCACUGAGAAAACGACCACAGAAACGUCUCUCCUUCAUGUAUUUCUUUCCCUUCCCCUCCUCCCUUUGUCCGAUAGUUGUUUUCGGUUAGUAUUUAUUCCUUGGUGGAGUCUGUAAAGCCGUAAUCAUCUCAGUGAAAGAAGCUGACCUCCAUGUGGGGAGGGACUGGUUAAAUGGAGCACCACGAAGCUUUGAAACUGAGGGACAAGACGCCUCUCAGCUGACGUUCCGACAUCUCAUUACAGUUUUGGGUUUGGAGACAUGGAGUUGCCAGUUGUGGAAGAGAACCCAGGUCCCGCUUUUCAAAGACAUGAGGGAGACAUGAACAGAAGGCAGCGCUUGCCUUCCGUGGAUGCGUGGGGGCUCUGCAGCUGGCCUCCAUGGGCCCUGACCUGGCUCAGUCUAGAAGGAGGAGUUGGCACCUCCAUGGAAAGUCUUUAAUGUACAGAGGCCUGUAGCUGUGACUGGCCUGCUGCCUGCAUGUGAUGAGUGACAUCUGUUUUAUGGUUUUGGUUCAUAUAGGACCAAUGAGGUCAGUGUCUGUAUGUAUCAGUGCUAGAGUGAGCUAGCCAGCAUCCUGUCCUUAUGCGAUGCCUUGAGCAGCUGAGGGGGCAUUGCUCUCCCAGCUGGUUUCUGACACUAGAAUGCAGUAGAUUGGAAACUGUUUUUGUGUAAAAUGAAAACAGGUGAGUUUUUCUCUGUGCGGUUCUUCAGUGUUUUUCUUUUGCUUGUUAAAUGUCGUCAGACUAGAGAUUAAGCUUGUUUGGGAAUAUCUAUUGUCUUGAAGUCAGAGUAGCUCCCUAGUUGGUGAGAUCAGUGGGCAUAUGCCAGGCCCCACCAACCAUGUCUGCUUUGUGCCGGUUGCCUUUACCUCACCAAAAAUUCCUAGUUUAAUAUUUCCCACUAUGUCCACUGAGUGUUUAGGCAAUGUUUUGGUGAGAACCUGGUGUAUUGUUAUGACACAGUUGAGAUUGUGUAAACUCACUGUGAAUGUUCUACAUGAAGUGCUUUAACCCUUAAUAUGGUCAGGAAGAAAAGUGAGUAUCUGGACAGGCCUCAAAAAUGACAAACGUAAUACCAAACUCUACACUUCUUGUUCAGCUAAAAUCUCAAUUUGCAGCCAGAUUUCUGGGGACUGCUGGGUGCAUCGAAGUCUUCAUUUCCAACAAUUACCAGGUAUACUUUUCAAACCAACAGACUAAAAGGAUCUAUCUUCCAACUCAAAUUUUAUUUUUUCUCCUGAAAUGAAGCUACAUAGGUCAUGUUUGUGUUCUUUCGUCUGUGGCUCAUUGAAACCUGAGCCUCAAAUAAGUGGUAUUAUUAUUAUUAUUAUUUAAUGAAACCUGUGCUGGGACAUGGCUGCACAUGGAAGUUAACCUGUACAUACUGGGCAACAUGCCACCUGUUGAAGUCACUUCAUUCCUCUUCUGACUGCAGGGUUGACCUUGGCUCAGCCAUGGCUUUGAUGCUGGUGUUGGGGAGGCAGCAGUUGGACAGCACAGAACAGUUUGGUUGUGUGUCGUCAUAUUUGAAAAAGUUGAAGUUUAAAUUAUAAUUUUUAUAUCAGUUGGUACUUACCUGCACUGUAAGACCCCUUUCAUGCCAUUCUAAAAUCCUUUGAUGUGAAUUUUGUUUGGUACAAUUAGAAAUGAUUGAUUGCAGCAGAAGGAUAUGAACAGUCCAUCCAGCCCAAGUGGUGAUUCAGUGUUUCAUUCUACCUCUAAACCAUCAUGUGGCGUGGGUAUGGAUGUCUGGGUCCAAUUGACAGCUUGCUGGUAGAACAGGGUGUGUAUCUAGUAACGGGUUGGUGGCCUUCUAUUAAUAUUUGGAGGAAGACACCAGACCGACUGAGCAGUGAACGCUCAUCUUUGGAAAUGAACACGUUCCAUCUUGCCUUGUGGGAAUGUGUGCUUUAAAAAUGUCCAGGGUGACGAAUGCUUGGGAAGAAUUAUGGAAACAGUUACCAGAAGACUGGAAUUAGUCUGCUUCUAGUAGCCAAAGCCCAGGGACAUUUCUGUGUGUAAGGGUCAGUUGGGAAAGAAGGGGCCCUUCAAAAAUACCAGCUUCCCAUCUGGGACAUAUGGGGAAGGGGUGGGUGCCCAGUCAUUCCCUUACAUUACUGGAAGCAGAGAACUGGCUGUGAAGGGAUUUGGGCAUCCUGGGAUAUGUCUUUUUCUAUUUGUUUGGCUCCCAGGUGAUGUUCUAGAGAGAGCUGGAACAAGGCCACUGUCCUCCAGCAUGCCAUUGAUAGCAGAGCUGGGCAAACCAGUGUGUGUUGCAGACUUCCUUGGAGAAAUGGUCUUUCUGGAGAAGGAGCCUGUGACCCUUCAGGCUGGCCUCUGAUGAGGAGGGGGCAAGGACAGUAGGCAGUGAAGGAGACACGUCCUUGUCCACCCCUGGCUCCACCAGGCCCCUGAGGGGCAGCACCCUCAAGCACUCACGUCAUCUCCAGCGCGAAGGUGUCUCCCUGUGAGCAGUGCCAAAGACCACCUUGUCGAGGCUUUACCACCCCAUCCUUCUUGGCUCCAGAAAGUUAUGGUGCUGAGAUCCCCAACUCCUAUCUUGUAUUUAUUUUCCAGGAGGUUUGUACUUAAGAAUGCACCUUACCUCGGGCAGACGGAUGUGGACAGGUUUUGAGGCUUGAUCACAGGGCAGUGGAAUAGACCAUUAUUCUUGUCAACUGCCCCUGGGCCUGGCAAGUGAAAGGUCUCAUCCCCCCAGGUUAGAAAUCCAGGCUAAGGAAUUCUAAGAGAAUUCCUAGAGACUGAAUAGAUGUCAGAGAUGCAGAUGUUGAAGAAAGCGGCUGUGGUUUGCAGCUGCUGUGGAUCUGCUCUUCCUUACCUGGGGGAUCGCCAGCAAGGGUCUAGGCUCUUCUGCUCAGUAAGGAGGGAACAUCCUACACGGCGAGGUUUGGAGUUGGCUUUUAUCCCCUAGUAAGACUUGAUGAUUCCUGAUGAACUCAGGUAAGUGCAAUUGUGGAGUUAAUUGGCUCGUAUCUCCCUGUGCUGCUCCUGGACUCACCAGACCCCUUUUUUGACCUGAAAUAACAAAACCAGCAUGACUCUGGGGACUGUAGUGAAUGUAACGUAAGUUUGUCUUCAUGCCAAAUUCCAGCCACACCCGGAGCAUGUCCUGCUUGUUGAAUUGAAUAUAUUUUUUCACUCGCCAUCCGCACGAGGGCAUUAAAUGCACACCUGCUGCUCAGUGCUUAUGAAGCUGCCUUUUGUGAUGCAACAACAGGAGUUCUGCUUGAGAGGAGGGUGUGAAGGCCAUGUGGAGUUUGUCUCCCGGGCUGGUAUCGGCCCAGGAAACGCCCAGAGUGUGUGUGACUCGGCCCCGCCAUUGAUGGCAUUGAAAUCGCACGUACCUGGCUUUCAGGUAGUCAUCUCUACUCUGUCUGUCCUGAGGGAGGAGGAGGAGCAGGGUGCAGAGCCACCUGCCAGGUCUGUGUUGGCUUUAUCUGCUUGGGUCUUGGGAUGGGUUAGAAUUGGGCUCUCCCCUGGCUGCCCUAGCGGGCACUUCCGCCCAAGACAGGCUGCCUGUGGUCAACGCAGGGCACGCCCAUUCCGGGCCCCACCUUCCCAGACGCCUCCUUUCAAGGCCUUUGGAAACUGGGGGAUCUAAUCAUAAGGCUGUAGUAACACCGCUUUGCUCUCAUCCCCAUGUCCAAAAUAUUUUAGGAAUUUGGGUUUGUCUUCUCACUUCAAAAGUCCUCAAGACAGCAGCAGAUUGGAUACGCCCUCUCACUUCUUAUGUUGUCUCUAUUCAGAUGGCAGGUGGCAUUUAUCAGUAAAUUUGUAAAUUUGAGGAAAAAAGCAUCUGCAGGGCCAGGCUUGCAGAUCAAGUUGGAUGUGUCGGCGUUCUCUUCCUCAUGAUUUUUUAAUACAGUAAAUAAACCAGGAAACUGAUGUUGCAUCAACUUAC